This is a messenger RNA of Vicia villosa (hairy vetch), 399 nucleotides long. RefSeq names its product mitochondrial outer membrane protein porin 2-like. Gene Ontology annotation, biological process: monoatomic anion transmembrane transport. Bases 1 to 399 code for a protein of 132 amino acids. Gene Ontology annotation, molecular function: voltage-gated monoatomic anion channel activity. Gene Ontology annotation, cellular component: mitochondrial outer membrane. The record is from RefSeq and is a predicted model, not a curated record. The transcript has a single exon. Lineage: Eukaryota; Viridiplantae; Streptophyta; Magnoliopsida; Fabales; Fabaceae.
AUGGCCGCUGCAAGACGCGAUUUUGUUUCUGAGAUCACACUGGCAAAGGAAUCAUCGGAUGUUGUUGUUCGAGUUAUUCAAUUGUGGUUUGUGACAGACAUGAAUUCGAAACGAAAGUAUUAUGCGAUGGAGAUGGUUCUACUGGAUGAGAAGGUUGUUGCUGUUGUGGAUAUUACAAGAAAGUUCUCAGCAAAUCAGAAUACUAUUACGGUUGGCGGGUCUUUUGCUAUUGACCCUCUGACACAGGCUAAAAUAAGGUUCAAUAAUUAUGGAAAACUUGGGGGACAGUUACAACACGAGAUUUUCCCUAAGUCAGUGCUGAAUAUUUUUUGUAAGGUUGGUACCAAGUCCCUGUAUAAAAAUCCAAAGUUUGGUUUUUCCAUUGAUCUCAAACCUUGA